Babesia bovis T2Bo is the source of this 1736-nucleotide messenger RNA. Its product is annotated as kelch repeat domain containing protein. The record is from RefSeq and is a predicted model, not a curated record. The transcript has a single exon. The coding region runs from base 96 to 1691 and encodes 531 amino acids. Gene Ontology annotation, molecular function: protein binding. Lineage: Eukaryota; Apicomplexa; Aconoidasida; Piroplasmida; Babesiidae.
GAUCGGAUUAAUAUACAUUGGUUGCGUAUAUUUUCGAGUGUUUUACUAUUAAUUGGUGAUAAAACAUAUGUUAUGUAUCUCUAUCUGUUGUAACAAUGGAAUCAUUAUGUCAAAAUAUGUUUUUGUUGCAGCAGGACAUCAGUUCCUCUCCUUGUGCACCAGCUCCACGUGCUGCUCACAGCUGUGACGCUGUAGGUCGUGUUCUUGUGAUAUUCGGUGGUUGGAGUGGCAAUAAUCCUUUAUCGGAUGCUUAUGCAUUCCAUACUCUUAAGCGUCGUUGGAUUCGUUUGAACUUGUGCGUGGAGGAGUCUUCUGUCACUGCUCCUGGUUCUAAGAAGAAGACUACUUUUAAUUUGUCAUCGCUUGUUCGUAACAACCAUGCUUCUGCUGUAUACGGUGGUGAAUUGUUUAUCCACGGUGGGCACAGCGGUUCUUCUUGGUUAAUGGAUAUGUUUGCAAUUGACGUUUCUAGAUUGAACGAUGUUUUUGACAAUUACAACCCGGAGGUGCCUGUUGAUGCACAAGUUCGUUAUGUUUCUUGUGCCGGCAGGGUUCCCAGUAAGCGUGCUUGUCAUACUUUUACUCGUGUAGAUGAUAAGUUUUACAGUUUCGGUGGUUAUGACGGUACUAUGUGUUUUAACGAUCUUGACUGCUUUGACCCUGCCACUGCUACGUGGACUCGUUUGAGCAAGCCCAAUGGUAAGAAGCCUCAGCCUCGCAAUGCUCAUGUGAUGGUAACUGAUGGCAAGCUUUUAUACAUGAAUGGUGGUCACUCUGGUCCUACUCACUAUGAUGACAUAUAUACUUACAACAUUGCUACUCACACUUGGACUCGUGUUGAUUUUUCUGGUGAUGUGACUCCUUUGGCUGUUCGUGGUCAUUCUGCUUGUUACUUCAAUCACGAGAUAUAUAUCUUUGGUGGUUUCAAUGGUGAGCAGGUGUUUAACACAUUGUAUGUAUUUAACCCACGCACUUGUGCAUGGCGUCGUCAGCCCAUGGUAUCCGAGGGAGCUCCUUUAUCUCGCCGUCAGCGCAGUUGCAUGGUCCCAUUGGAGAACAGUGUAUAUAUAUUUGGUGGUUUUAAUGGUCGUGAGUGGCUGAAUGACACUCAUAUGUUGGAAUACCGUUCUGAGUGCACUCGUUCUUUUGACCCUAUGCUAUCAUCAUUGGCGCAGAACAUCAGUAAGUAUUUGGACAACCCUAAGUAUUCCGACGUUUCUAUAUCGGUUUCGGGUAAGGACAUUCCCGCACAUAAGGUGAUUCUGAGUGCCAACUCUAAGUAUUUUGACGAUAUUUUAAGUCAAGAGGACCCUCCUGAGGUGAUUGAGUUAUGCGGCUGGUCAUUGGAUGCCGUUAUGAAGAUGGUUGAGUUUAUGUAUUCUGCUAGAAUUCGUGACUUUCACAGUCACACUCACUUUAAGCUUUGUGAGAUAAUGGGACUUGCAGAUGCUUGUGCCCUCGACACUUUGAAGAACAUGUGUCAGGAUGUUUUAAUUCGUAAGAUGGACGUUGACAAUGUAUGUUACAUGCUUAAGUACUCCAAGUUGUACAACGCUGACUUGAUGCGCCAGCACUGCUUUAACUUUAUUUCUGAGCAUGCUGCUGAUGUCAUGCGUACACCAGCGUUUGAGGAGCUUUCUUCUGUGCCUUCUCUCGUCAUGGAGUUGGCCAAACUCUCCGUGAAGAGCUGAAGGUAUCACAUCGCAUGGUAUUUUCGGAGUGUCAUGUAUUAGAAC